Molecule: messenger RNA, 2025 nt
Organism: Synchiropus splendidus (mandarinfish)
Lineage: Eukaryota; Metazoa; Chordata; Actinopteri; Syngnathiformes; Callionymidae
Gene: slc35c1
Product: solute carrier family 35 member C1
Exons: 2
Coding region: 615-1718 (367 amino acids)
Biological process (GO): GDP-fucose import into Golgi lumen; protein O-linked glycosylation via fucose
Cellular component (GO): Golgi apparatus
Molecular function (GO): antiporter activity
Source: RefSeq, a predicted model, not a curated record
CGCUUGUGUCACGACAGGGAAACGUCACAGAGACAGAGCGAGGGUUCGCCGCUCGUCUGUUUCUGAGAAUAAUCUUCUUAGCGGAUCCACGUAACGCGGCUUCAGAUCAGUCAGGCACCUUCGAGAGUUGGGCUGCGGUCCGUGGGAGGCGUGGAUGAAGGCGAAGAAGGAGUAAACCUCCCAGAAUCACGGAUGUGACUCAACUCAGUUCCUGGGUCUGGGAGGUGUGCUGCCGGCGGUGUCCAUUAAAAACCGACUGGAGGAGUCCAUUCUAUCCUGUAAAGAAGUACGUCGACUUAUAAAGCAGAAUUAUUUUCAUCGCAGGUAGGAACGACAAACGCAGCCUCUUUUAAAAUAAUAUUACUUUAUUCGUAUAUUUGAUUAACACUCAAGGGGAAGUGUCUGAAUAAAUAAAGCAAUUGAAAUGCGUAAUGUGGAAGAACUGUGCUGAAAGAAUUAUUUCGGAGUCAAGGAAUUUGUUGGCUUAUAUAAACUGACGAAGAAGAAGAGAGACGCAUGCGCACUCGCUGAGCCGUGCUGGUUGGCUACAUCCAGUUAGCGGCCGGUGCUGCUUCUUUCCCGGUCAUGUAUGUUUGGCUCCUCUGCGUUUGACGAUGAACAGGUCGCAGCAGCUGAAGCGCUCCGGGAUCCUCCGCAUGGCUCUGUCCGGCUCGGACACGACGCUUCAAAAUGACCAGGGAGAGACAUUCCUCCUCCGGGCCAUCAGGAUAGCAGCGGUGGUCGCCCUGUACUGGUUCGUGUCGAUCACCAUGGUCUUUCUCAACAACUAUCUCCUGGACUCCAAGGAGCUGAGCGCCCCUCUCUUCGUCACCUUCUUCCAAUGUCUGGUCACGGUGGUUCUGUGCUGGCUCAUGCAGCUGCUGUCUACUGCCUGUCCGUGGCUGGUGGACUUCCCCUCGGUCAAGUUCAACCCCAAGACCUCCCGGGAAGUCCUGCCGCUGUCGGUGAUCUUCAUCUGCAUGAUCACCUUCAACAACCUGUGCCUCAAGAACGUCGGGGUGGCCUUCUACACGGUGGGUCGCUCGCUGAGCACCGUGUUCAACGUCGCCCUGUCCUACGUGGUGCUGAAGCAGAGCACCUCACUGCGCGCGCUGUUGUGCUGCGGGGUCAUUCUAGGUGGCUUCUGGCUUGGUGUGGAUCAGGAGAACAUGGCUGGAGCGCUGUCUUGGUCGGGCGUCUUCUUUGGCGUUCUAGCAAGCGCCUUCGUCUCCCUCAACGCCAUCUACACCAAAAAGGUGAUGCCUGCGGUGGAUGGCAACAUCUGGAAGCUCUCCUACUACAACAACAUCAACGCCUGCGUCCUCUUUAUCCCACUGAUUCUGGUGUUUGGAGAGUUUGGUCGCCUGGCCAGCUUCAGCCGCCUCCUGGAUCUUGGAUUCUGGGGCAUGAUGACGCUGGGUGGCGUGUUUGGUUUUGCCAUUGGCUACGUCACCGGGCUUCAGAUCAAAUAUACCAGUCCGCUGACGCAUAACGUGUCAGGUACAGCCAAGGCUUGCACCCAGACUGUUAUAGCAGUGGUGUUUAAUUCAUACAGCAAGAGUUUGUUGUGGUGGACCAGUAACAUGUUGGUGCUCGGUGGCUCUUCAGCCUACACAUGGGUCAAGAGUCAGGAAAUGAAGAAGAACGCUCAGAGGGACUCUCAGGACCAGGCCCGGGAAAAACUCCUGCCUGGUAAAAGCAGCAAUCUCGGGGUCUAACUGUGAAAAUGUAGGUCUUAAAAAUAUAUUUUCAAUGUUUUUACCAGGAUUUUUCCAGUUGAAGUGUAGUUUUGUGCUGACAUUUUUGAAAAGUUUGGACUUGGUUGUUGUAUAUUGUUGUAUAUAAAGAAGCAAUGAAGUUACCAGUGCCUUAAGAAAAACAGUUUCUCUGCCAUUUCUUUGUGAAGCAGAGCUGCAGGACACUUAACUACAAAUUCAAGGGACCGUGUGCUUCACCACUUUGGUGUGACUGAGGUUUGAAAUGAUUUCAUUGAUGGGCUAUUUAAUAAAAUAAGACCUUUGAAAA